ACCGGAAGCACAUGCUGGCGCGCUGCUAGAGAUGUUUGUGUUGUGACAUCUUAGAGCUGAGUGGUUUUUAACUAAUUGAACGCUGUGAUUGUCAUCAUAGAAUGGCGGCUACCGUAGAAACAUCUCUGCCGGCAGAGAUAGACUCUGCGCGGUGUGGGACCGAGGAGGAGGAGAACCGCGGCCUUGAAAUGGAGGAGAAGAGCCAGCAGCAGACAGGCUCAACCGGGCCCACCGUGCCCCACAGCCGCCUGUCCAAACUUCCGCUGGCCCGCAUCAAAGCUCUGAUGAAGACAGACCCAGACGUGUCCCUCGCCAGCCAGGAGUCCGUGUUCAUCAUUGCUAAAGCCACGGAGCUGUUUGUUGAGAUGAUUGCCAAAGAUGCUCUUGUGUAUGCCCAGCAAGGAAAGAGGAAAACCUUACAAAGAAAAGACUUGGACAAUGCUAUUGAGGCUAUAGAUGAAUUUGCUUUCCUGGAAGGCACACUGGAUUAAAGACUCUUUUACGAGAUCAAUGCGCCGGUGUAAUUUCUGCCAUCAUCCAAUAAACAGUUUGCAGCAGCGGCAGCAGGGAGGAAGCUUUCUAAAGCGUCUCUUAAUCAAAUUUAACUCCAACAUUCAGUGUUUGACAGCUUUUUAUAUAGCGGACACCCUGGAAUUUUUUUUAACUGUAAUGUGUAUAUUGUUCUGUAAAUAUUUGGGAAUUCCUUGCAUACAUUGAAAUAAAUUUUAUGUUUUAAAC
Molecule: messenger RNA, 738 nt
Organism: Cyprinodon variegatus (sheepshead minnow)
Lineage: Eukaryota; Metazoa; Chordata; Actinopteri; Cyprinodontiformes; Cyprinodontidae
Gene: pole4
Product: polymerase (DNA-directed), epsilon 4, accessory subunit
Exons: 4
Coding region: 102-491 (129 amino acids)
Cellular component (GO): nucleus; epsilon DNA polymerase complex
Molecular function (GO): protein heterodimerization activity
Source: RefSeq, a predicted model, not a curated record